AUGGACCACCCAAACAACGCCGGCUACAAUGCCUCCUUGCUCGCUGCAAGGCCGGCUUCACAUGCAAGCCCGGCAGGUGCUGAUAUCCGCUCAAAUAAAAGAAAACGAGAAGGGGACUUUGGGGGCUAUGUCCGUAGCUUCCCCGGUCUCAGCCCUUUCACCUCUGCCUCGCUGCCAGGGGCACAGGACGCGCCGUACCCUUUCCCCGGUCGUAACCCCAGCCUAGAGGAGUUUGGCGCAUAUUAUCAUGCGGGCCAAAAUGCAUCGCAAAGCGCGCUGCCAGCUUUGCAGACCCGAGCCACUACGAUCCAAUCCACUAUCCGCCCCCAGGCCCAGCAAUACGGAGCAACGUCUCAGAAGCGUGCUCGGCCUUGGCUCCGCAUUCCCCGGGUCGACGACCCCCCUGGUGGUGAUGGUUUCAGAGCGCCAGGCGCCUCGGGGAUGGGCCACAGAGCCGACAACUAUGCCCACGAGCCGGUCACCUUCUGUGAUCCCAUGCAGCCCCACACGACGCUCGUUAUAUCUUCCCCUUCAUUAUCCCAUCAUGGUGAUAAGUCCAUGCCCUCUUCCUAUCUCCAUCCUCAAGGUCACAGCCACAUGACCUAUGUCUUCCAACCGCCACAGAGUCAGUUGAACGUCUACGAUGCUUUGAACAAUACCUCCUUAUCCGAGCCAAAUCUGCACAACUCCCGUUUCUCAGUUCCCAUGGACCAGACCUUCGCGUAUGGCCGAGUUCAUGCCAUGCAAGGGUCUGAGGUGAAUCGUCCCAUCAUUGCGCCGACAGAUACCCCCAUGAUGGUGCCUGUCACGUCGUCAUCUGGGUAUCAACAGGAUCACAGCCUUAUACAACAACAGCCACGAUGGGUGGAGGUCGUGAAGGACAUGGGAGAUGGAACCGCGAAGGAAGAGCUAGUAGACGACUCCGACUUUGAAGAUCGUGAAGUGGUCCCUGUUUCCACACCAUUGGGCGGCUCUUAUGAGGAUCUCUCCCAUACCCUGACCGAGUCCAACAUGGGCUUGGCCGGCACCGGUAACUCGGACAUGGCAGAGAAUGCUUUGCGGAGAGGCUCUCUCGAUAAGAAGAAGCGUGGCCCCCUGAGAGAAGACAAGCGGAAAGCAACGUGCGACACUCGUAGCAUGGGCGCCUGUAUAAGAUGCCACAAUCAGCGAAUUCGGUGCCACCCCAACCCAUCGGAGCCGAACAACCGUGAUGCUCCGUGUCAAUCAUGCCUCGCGUUUUCCAAAGAUUCGAAAAAGACCAUCCACAAUAUCCCUUGUAUUCGCGACAAAAUCAUUGGGAUAAGGAUCUUCCGCGCCGGCGGGUUGAACUUGACGAAACGUUUCACCCACACUCAGGUCGUAGAUAUCGAUAAGCGUGACCAAUGGGGCCCUGUUCGGCAAGUCAUGAUGGUUCAGGGGUUGUGCAACGAACCAAAGGUGGUCGUACCACUAUGCAAGGCGCCCAUCGUUUUGCAAGUCCGUCGCUUCAAUCCGGCUCCCACAGAUAUCAAUGAGCGAAGAUAUGUCGCCAACGGCUAUCCCGCGGUUCAGCCUUUGCAGCCCUUUUGUCUGGUUAAUGUGGAAAAGGCCGCGGCGCAGUUCAAUUCAUACAUCAACGCCAACGCGGUGCAUGGUCUUGAGGAGGCUGUGGAAAAGUCUGAUGAAAUCGUGAAGCGGACUUUUGCCAUCAUUGCCGAGAAAUGCCACGAACUCACUAAAACGACAGAAGACACAAACAACAAGAACGACAAAGAUGCCAAGUGUCAGAAGGACCAGGGAGAGCUUUUAACAAGUGCAGUCCGUCUCUGGUUUGCUAUCCGCCAUGGCAUAGGGUCCGCAUGGCUGGAAAAAAGCACCGAUAUGGCCGACACGCUUGACAUGCAUCCGGUGUACAAGGAUGACUACCCGCUCUACGGUCGCGUCGAUGUGCCACGCAUGAUUGUCGCCCAGUUCGAUAGCAUUCGUCAUGAGCGCAUUUAUAAAAAUCUCGCUCCCCGUGUGCUGAAGCUUUACGAGAAGCUCAUCACAUCGAGUGACAUGCAGAACUGGUUCGUCAUUUAUCUGGUGACCUUUUUGUUCCUGCAUCAAGUCAGCUGCAUCUCGUUUGAUCGGUAUCGUCGUGUGAGAGAUAACUCGGGUGGCACGCAACAGCAAACCCGUUAUGGACCAAUUGCGCCAGGUCAGGACUCUCCCUCUGAAUUUGUCGAAAGUGCUUUCGUCGAAGAGGUACAGCAUGGAGGUGUGGUUCUUUUGGCCUACUGGCAGUACUUCAAGCGCACCGACCUCAUGUGCUUAGACUGGGAUAAGAGAGUCGAUACCAAGCUAAGCACUCUGGAGCCAGAGCAAGCCGAUCUUCUGUGGUGGACUGUUGAGCAGCUGAAGAGCGUUGACCCGAACACAGGAAGGACCAAGUUGGAUAGCAUUCCAAAAACCCCAGCCCAAGGCUGCUGGGAGCACGAACUGUACUGGGUAUCGCGGAUGUUCGAUUCAACCUCGACCAGGGAUUCACAGUGGUCACCUCCCGAGACAUUUACCCGCGCUAAGCCGAGUGUUGGGCGUGAGUAUACACCGCCUAGACCAUCUCAGUCGCCUUGA
Sordaria macrospora k-hell is the source of this 2595-nucleotide messenger RNA. The record is from RefSeq and is a predicted model, not a curated record. Lineage: Eukaryota; Fungi; Ascomycota; Sordariomycetes; Sordariales; Sordariaceae.